UCAAUAGUGUGCGCCAUGCCGGAUAGAAACAAGCUAGUAGGCUAACGAGGUGCUAUAUGUUGACAGCAGCAUCUCAGUGUAGCUGGUGUUUUUUUUUGUGAAUUAGUGGGUCGGGAUUUAAGUUUCACGUGUAGACAUUAAGUAAUUAAAAACUACAUGUGUUUAGUGUCAUAUUUUUAACUUAAGUGUCUAGUCUAAAAAUCCAUCCGGCACAGCUUGUAGCUAAGUAACGUAACGGCAGUUAGCAUCAUAGUUACUGGUUAACGGGUAUUUGCUACCAGCGCGGCUUGUCUGUAACGCCGGUAUGAGUUAUAGGUAUGGUGGUGGUGGAGGUGGAGGUGGAGGUGGAAGAAGAGGCAGAAGAGGAGGUCGAGGCUACAGAGAUGGGAGCGGAGAAAGGAGGGGCAGAGGAGGAGAUGGAGGAGGUUUCAGAGGGCAUAGUUCCGACUUUGACCAGGACAGUGGAGGAGGUGGAAAUCAGGACCGUCAUCCUCCGCACCUGAAGGGCCGUGAGAUUGGUCUGUGGUACGCAAGAUACGGAGCCGUGAGGAGGAAACAGGCUGACCGUAGAUCGCGGGCGGUGGUUCAGAUGGACGAGGCCAGAGAGCAGCACAUUACCAAGCUGCUUAACUCUGUCCAGAGUGACCAGCCUAGUACAGGGAGAGACAGCAGGGACGGAAGAGCCUCUACAUCUGGCAACUGGCAGACGGAAGCCAAAAGCAGUGGUCAUUGUUACUUUGAUGGGGAUCUGCCUGAAGAGGAGAAACAUAUUAUUGAGGUCAAAUCUGAAGAAGAAGAGGAAGAAGUUUGUUCAGUUCAAAGGACAUCAUCCCACAAAUCUCAACGUUACUUUACUCAGGUAGUUGCUAAAGAUGAACCCCCAGACAACUGGGAUGAAGAAGAGCAGCAGCAGCCGCAGCUGCAGCAGGAGGAGAAAGAGAAACUGAGAAGGAAAGACAAGGAUCUGGAGUUCUUAUUUCAGGAAGUUGUCAGAGACAAUUCACUAGAUGACUACUUAAAGAGAGAUCUGCAGAACAAGAAAUCUGAUCCAAAGUACAAAGAAAUGUUGAAAUUCAGGGAAAAAUUACCAUCUUAUGGGAAAAAAGAGGAGCUGGUAGAGCUGAUCAACUCUAACCGUGUCCUGGUUGUGAGUGGGGAGACAGGGUGUGGAAAGACCACUCAGGUCACCCAGUUCAUCCUAGAUGACUACAUUAACAGAGGCAUGGGCUCGUUGUGCCGAGUGGUCUGCACGCAGCCUCGUCGCAUCAGUGCCAUCUCGGUAGCAGAGCGUGUAGCAGCAGAGAGGGCAGAAAGUGUAGGCAAUGGAAAUUCUUGUGGUUACCAAAUCCGCCUACAGAGCCGGUUACCACGGAGACAAGGUUCGGUCCUGUACUGUACAACAGGCAUUAUUCUUCAGUGGCUUCACUCAGACCCAUUGUUGUCCAGUGUCAGUCACUUGGUUCUGGAUGAGAUCCAUGAGAGGAACCUGCAAUCAGAUGUUUUGCUCAUAAUCGUGAAGGACCUACUCAAGCUUCGAGACGACCUCAAGAUCAUCCUCAUGAGUGCCACGCUCAACGCAGAGAAGUUUUCUAAAUAUUUUGACAACUGUCCAAUGAUCCACAUCCCCGGUUUGACGUUCCCAGUGGAAGAGUUCCUACUUGAGGACAUUGUAGAAAUGACCAGGUAUCAUCCCCAGAAUCAGGACCGUCGCUCCUCAUGGAAGAGAGGCUUUUGGCAGGGUCGCAACUCCAGACCUGAGAAGGAGGAGAAAGAGGCUGAAUAUAAGGAGAGCUGGCCUUGCUAUGCACGCACGCUCCGGGGCAGAUACUCUGACAACACCAUUGAGACACUGGAGAUGUUGGACAAUGAUGACAAAAUCGACCUGGAACUGGUCAUGGCACUGAUCCAUCAUAUUGUGCGCUAUGAGGAGGAAGGAGCAAUCUUGGUGUUCCUGCCUGGCUGGGACAACAUCAGCAGCCUCAAUGACCUGCUAAUGGCUCAGCCGAUGUUCAGAUCAGAUCGGUUCGUUAUCAUCCCGUUGCACUCCCUCAUGCCCACCGUUAAUCAGACACAGGUGUUCAAAAGGCCUCCUCCCGGAGUUAGAAAGAUUGUGAUCGCUACUAAUAUAGCUGAGACCAGCAUCACCAUAGAUGAUGUUGUGUACGUGAUAGAUGGGGGGAAGAUUAAGGAAACCAACUUUGACACCAACAACAACAUCAGCACAAUGACGGCCGAGUGGGUUAGCCUGGCCAAUGCCAAACAGAGGAAAGGACGUGCCGGCAGAGUGUGUCCAGGGAAGUGCUAUCAUCUGUACAAUGGUCUUAGGGCCAGCCUGCUGGACGCCUAUCAAUUACCCGAAAUCAUGAGGACACCACUGGAGGAGCUCUGCCUGCAGAUCAAGAUAUUGAAGCUUGGAUAUAUAGCUCGAUUCCUGGAGAAAGCCCUGGACCCUCCCACGGACCAGGCUGUCAGUCUAGCCAUCAAGAACCUGGUAGACCUGAAUGCCCUAGACUGUUCAGAGAAUCUGACAGCGCUGGGUUUCCACCUGGCUCGUCUGCCUGUGGAGCCACACAUUGGCAAACUCAUCCUGUUUGGAGCUCUGUUGGGCUGCCUCGACCCCGUGCUCACCAUCGCUGCCUCGCUCAGCUUCAAAGACCCUUUCUUCAUACCCCUGGGUAAAGAGAAGAUGGCAGACAUGAGGAGAAAGACCCUGUCCAGAAACUCCAAGAGUGACCACCUCACUAUUGUCAAUGCCUUUCAGGGCUGGGAGGAAGCAAAACAGCGUGGUGCCAGGUAUGAGAGGGAGUACUGCUGGGACAACUUCCUGUCUGCCAAUACACUCCAGAUGCUGCACAACAUGAAGGGUCAGUUUGCUGAACAUCUGAUGCAUGCAGGCUUUGUCAGCAGCAAGGACCCCAGAGAUCCCAAAUCUAAUGUCAACUCAGACAAUGAGAAGUUAAUCAAAGCAGUGAUUGUAGCCGGUCUGUACCCUAAGGUGGCCAUGAUCAGACCAUCUCACAGCAAAAAGAGGCCUGGGGUUAAAGUGUACACCCAGGCUGAUGGGAAAGUGUGUAUCCACCCGAAAUCUGUCAACGCCGAGGAGACUGAGUUCAACUACACAUGGCUCAUCUACCACCUCAAGAUGAGAACGAGCAGUAUCUUCCUCUAUGACUGCACCGAGGUGUCCCCAUUCUCGCUGCUGUUUUUCGGAGGAGACAUCACCAUCCAGAAGGACGAAGACCAGGAGACCAUUGCAGUGGACCGGUGGAUCGUCUUCAGAUCCCCAGCACGCAUCGCUCACCUUGUCAAGAGUUUAAAGAAAGAGCUGGAUUCUCUACUGGAGGAGAAAAUUCGUAACCCAGCUCCUGUGGACUGGCAAAACCGUCAGUCCAAAGACUGUGCUGUGAUCACAGCCAUCAUAGACCUCAUCACCACCCAGGAGAAGCCUGCAGGCAGCACUAAAGGCCAUGGCAGAACGUGGGCGUCUGCCCCGAGAGGGCAACACAUUUACUUCAAUGACGAGGAUGAUGAUGACGAUGAUUAGAAGUGGCCAGGAUUUUGGCCGGCUGUGAAAAAAGGAGAAGCGAUUGACUGUACGCAUGGAUGCAGAGGUUAGUUUGGAUAUUUAUGAUAACCAGCUGGGCUACUUGAUGGUGCUGCUUUGUUGAAAUAUUAGUGCUCCCUAGGUACUCCUGAAGGUCAAACACAGGACGCAAGAGUACUGGAAAAUGUUAUGCACUUGAAUGACAUUAUUAUUACUUUGGAGGGGGGGUGUUGCCUGUUUGGUCAUUAUUUUGCAAGGACCAAUCCAUGUUCAAGUAGCUGUUGUUUAGUUUGUACAUUUUUGGUUUGGAGAAGUCAUGUCCCUUGUACUUUAGCAAUGUCACCUAAUGGACUGCGCAAUAAAGAAAGGAUGUACCAUAAAA
Lates calcarifer (barramundi perch) is the source of this 3926-nucleotide messenger RNA. It is a transcript of the gene dhx36, whose product is annotated as DEAH (Asp-Glu-Ala-His) box polypeptide 36. The transcript is spliced from 26 exons. Gene Ontology annotation, cellular component: cytoplasm; nucleus; intracellular anatomical structure. Gene Ontology annotation, molecular function: DNA helicase activity; G-quadruplex RNA binding; ATP binding. Bases 305 to 3544 code for a protein of 1079 amino acids. The record is from RefSeq and is a predicted model, not a curated record. Lineage: Eukaryota; Metazoa; Chordata; Actinopteri; Centropomidae.